AGACCCCUGGUCUUGACCUGGUAACCGUUGAGGACCCCUGGUCUUGACCUGGUAACCGUUGAAGACCCCUGGUCUAAUAUUCUAAUGUAAGCAGCUCUCUUAUGCUGGGAAAUCACUAACAUCCAACGAUUUAGUUUCGUGGCAUAAAAACUGGCCAAAUGAUUUAAUCCACACAUGAAAUAGCUUUAAAUAUGCAACCUGGACAAAAGUAUUGGGUCAGAUGGCCAUUCCACAGCUGUGUGUGCAAUUUAUUUGAAUAAUAAUGAUGUCUGAUAUGCUUUGGCAGACGUGCUGGCACACAUGUAACAGAGACACCCUCAACAUUUUAGGAACUUUACAGCCAAAUGAUCAGAGAUAGACGGACAAUUAGUUGCUACAUACCGCCCAUGCAAAGACGUUUAGCUUGAUGGCGCAUCCCGCUCAAAUUUUACACACUCGUGCUCGCCAGUCCCCGAAAGGUGUGCACAAUAUUUCGUGUUGAUCCAGCUUACUACAAAAUGAAAGUUGGUCUUUUAAGGAGCGGUUUGAGAAGUCAUUCUGACUUUAAACUUUAAUAACAGCGCCACCAUGUGGCGUAUUUGUCACAAAAAUAAUGGCAACACAGUCCGGUUGCACGUUUUGACACAUCUUCACGCAUAAAGUCCAACAGGUCACAUGGUCUAGUCCCAAGACUUUUGUCCACAUAGUGUAUCUCCUGUCAGAUCCGCCCUCCCACCUAUUCUUGCCCUUCAGUCCACAUGCAUGCACUCAUCACUUCUCUGUCCUUGUCUCUCUUGCCUGCCUCCUCCUGUAGUCCGCCUAUGCACCCACACCCCCCUCCACCACUCCCCAAGACCACCCACUUAGAGGCCCCGCCUCUGGUUUUCCCCCCAGUGGACCCCACCGCCGGUCCCAGACUGGUCAAAUGCCAGAAGUGGCCCCUCCUCGGGCGCCAAGACCCCCGCGAGCCGCCCGAUCCCGUAGAUUACGAGAGCAUUAUCCCCGACUUGGAGAACGACGACAUGUUUGCGAGGCGGACCCUCGCCUUCCAGUCCAACGCGGAGCUGGCAAAGGUCAAGACCCCGUUGUCUGCAAGGCGGCGCCUGUGGACGUCCGAGGAACAGCUCAAUAUCGUCACCCAGCGUCACGACGCCAACAUGGAGGACGAGGACUUCCCGGACAUCGAGCAGGACGACGUGGUCCAGCAUAAGGAGAAAAUCCGUCAAGCUCACCAAAGCCGACCCCUCUCCGGCGCCCCGGACAACUUCUCCCCGAUGCCGGUCCCCGAGCCGUGGGACCUCCCCGCGGAUCUGAAGACCCGACUCCUGUGCCCGCCGUGCCCUCUCACUCGGCAGGGCUCCGCGAAUAAACCCGUCAAAAAGGAGGCGUGUCCCGAAUCGGACGACAUGCUGGUGCGAAAGUUUACCGCGUGUUCGCAGAAGAGCUCGGCCAAUCAGUCGAGCCCCUCGGUGCCGACUUCCUGUAGCGACGGCGACCUGCAGAGGUGGCGCGAUAUCAGGGAAGCUAGUCAGCUGAGAUACAAGAAGAGGCGCAUGGUAGAAAUGCUAGCCGCUCUCAAGCUGUAGCUUUUAGCUCCU
This is a messenger RNA of Nerophis lumbriciformis (worm pipefish), 1577 nucleotides long. NCBI's taxonomy places the organism in Eukaryota, Metazoa, Chordata, Actinopteri, Syngnathiformes, Syngnathidae. The record is from RefSeq and is a predicted model, not a curated record.